UGUGGCCUUGGGCUGGGACACUCCGGGCCCGGCCUGAGGGCGGUGCCGGUACCAUGAGCCCCGCCAGGGCCACAGAGGAGAGCCCUGGGGGAGACGCGAGGAGGACGCCCACGGCCAAGGAUGCUUUUAGAGACAUUUCCAUAUACUUCUCCAAGGAAGAGUGGGCAGAGAUGGGAGAGUGGGAGAAAUUCCGAUACAGGAACGUGAAAAGGAACUAUGAGGCGCUGGUCGCUAUAGGUCUCAGAGCCCCCCGCCCAGCUUUCAUGUGUCACCGCAGGCAGGCCAUCAAAGCCCAGGUGGAUGACACUGAGGAUUCUGAUGAGGAAUGGACACCUAGGCAGCAAGUCAAACCUCCUUGGGUGGUCUCCAGAGUGGAGCAGAGUAAACACCAGAAGGGAACACCCAGGGCACCACUAAAUAAUGAAUCUAGUUUGAAGGAAGUGUCAGGAACAGAAAUUUUGCUGAGCACAGCUGGCUCAGAGCAGGCCCAGAAGCUGGUGUCAUCUCCUGGAGAAGCAAGUACCUCUGAUCAACACUCAAGACAGAAACUGGAGCCCAGGAGAAAGGAGGUCGAGGUGAAGAUGUACAGCCUGCGAGAAAGAAAGGGCCUCGCGUACCAGGAGGUUGCUGAGCCCCAGGAUGACGACUACCUUUACUGUGAGAAAUGUCAGAACUUCUUCAUCGACGCCUGUGCAGUUCAUGGGGCCCCAACAUUUGUAAAGGACAGUCCUGCGGACAGGGGGCACCCCAAUCGCUCAGCCCUCACUCUGCCCCCUGGGCUGGGAAUUGGGCCAUCUGGCAUCCCCAAGGCUGGGCUUGGAGUAUGGAACGAGGCAUCUGAGCUGCCACUGGGCGUGCACUUUGGCCCCUAUGAGGGCCAGGUGACAGAAGACGAGGAGGCAGCCAACAGCGGCUACUCCUGGCUGAUCACCAAGGGAAGGAACUGCUAUGAGUAUGUGGAUGGAAAGGACGAAUCUUGGGCCAACUGGAUGAGGUAUGUGAACUGCGCCCGGAAUGAAGAGGAGCAGAACCUGGUGGCCUUUCAGUACCACAGGCAGAUCUUCUACCGGACCUGCAGCACCAUCCAACCUGGCUGUGAGCUGCUGGUCUGGUAUGGGGACGAGUACGGCCAGGAGCUGGGCAUCAAGUGGGGCAGCAGGUGGAAGAAGGAGCUCACCUCAGGGACAGAGCCAAAGCCAGAGAUCCAUCCAUGUCCCUCCUGCCCUCUGGCCUUCUCCAGUCAGAAAUUCCUCAGCCAACACGUGAAGCACCGUCACCCCUCUCAGCCCUUCUCUGGAACACCUGCAAGGAAACACCUCCAACCAGAGGACCCCCGUCCAGGGGAUCAGAGGCAGCAGCAUUCUGAACGCACCCAGAAUGACAAAGCAGAAGAUCGAGAGACAGGAGAUGGGUCCAAACGGGUGUUUGAAAGGACAAGGGAGGGGGAGACUUCAAAGGUCGACUCCAGCCUACCCAAAGGACAAAUAGGGAGUUCUAGGGAGGGUAACAGAAUGAUGGAGACAGAGCCUAGCCCAGGCCAGAAAGUGAAUCCUGAGGACACAGAGAAAUUACUCCUGGGAGUAGGAAUCUCAAGAAUUGUAAAAGUCAGGCAUGGAGAGUGUGGACAAGGCUUUAGCCAGAAGUCAGUCCUCAUCACACACCAGAGGACACACUCAGGGGAGAAGCCCUAUGUCUGCAGGGAGUGUGGGCGAGGCUUUAGCNNUAAGUCAAACCUCAUCACACACCAGAGGACACACUCAGGGGAGAAGCCCUAUGUCUGCAGGGAGUGUGGGCGAGGCUUUAGUGUAAAGUCAAGCCUCAUUGGGCACAGAAGGAAAUGCGGCCACCACACACCUCCACCUCCCCAGCUCUGA
Trichechus manatus latirostris (Florida manatee) is the source of this 1874-nucleotide messenger RNA. RefSeq names its product PR/SET domain 9 (gene PRDM9). Gene Ontology annotation, biological process: regulation of DNA-templated transcription. Gene Ontology annotation, cellular component: nucleus. The coding region runs from base 54 to 1874 and encodes 606 amino acids. The transcript is spliced from 11 exons. NCBI's taxonomy places the organism in Eukaryota, Metazoa, Chordata, Mammalia, Sirenia, Trichechidae. Gene Ontology annotation, molecular function: zinc ion binding; protein binding; histone methyltransferase activity. The record is from RefSeq and is a predicted model, not a curated record.